This is a messenger RNA of Sclerotinia borealis F-4128, 1104 nucleotides long. NCBI's taxonomy places the organism in Eukaryota, Fungi, Ascomycota, Leotiomycetes, Helotiales, Sclerotiniaceae. The record is from the annotation of a GenBank genome assembly.
AUGGCUCCCAGCAUGGAUUUACUUCCGAUCCUCCAAGAGAAGUCUAUGGCGGUUGUGUCCGAGUAUUCGGUUCCCAGCUCACCUGAUGGUUCUGUCACGCCCUAUGAUGGCAAGACUCAUGUGUUCAACAUCGAUAUGCCUGCCUACUCAGACAAAGUCAUGUUGACAUUCAACAGCGGAGUCAAGCAAACACCCCAUGCAGGCUUUACAAGCGGUGCCACAAAGUUGAAGAAUAUGCUCAGAGACUCCAAUGAGUUGAUUGUCUGCCCCGGUGUAUAUGAUGGAAUCUCAGCACGAGUGGCCCUUCAAGUUGGCUUCUCAGCACUUUACAUGACAGGAGCAGGCACUACUGCUUCCCGCUUAGGAAUGGCAGACCUUGGCAUAGCUCAACUAGCUGAUAUGAAGGAACAUGCUGAGAUGAUUGCAAAUCUUGAUCCUUAUGGUCCACCCCUAAUUGCUGAUAUGGAUACAGGGUACGGUGGCCCUCUGAUAAUUGAUAAAGCAGUCAAGUCCUACAUCAGAGCAGGUGUUGGUGGAUUUCACAUUGAGGAUCAAAUCCAAAACAAGCGUUGUGGCCAUCUCCAAGGCAAAAAGGUUGUUCCCGAAGCAGAGUUCUACAUGAGAAUUCGUGCAGCCAAAGCCGCCAAAGAUGCCAUGAAUUCCGAUAUUGUGUUGAUCGCACGCACAGAUGCACUACAACAGCUUGGGUAUGAUGAGUGCGUCAAGCGUUUGCAUGUAGCUCGCGAUAUUGGUGCAGAUGUUGGUUUGCUCGAAGGUUACACUUCGAAGGAGAUGGCUGCAAAGACAGUACGAGAGUUUGCUCCAUGGCCAAUUCUACUGAAUAUGGUGGAGAAUGGCAGUACUCCCAUAAUCACUACUGCAGAAGCACAAGAGAUGGGAUUCCGAAUCAUGAUCUUUUCUUUUGCUGCUCUCGCGCCGGCGUAUUUGGCGAUCCAGGAGACUUUUAUACGAUUAAAGAGAGACGGAGUGGUAGGAACUCCAAAGAAUCUUACGCCAAAGGCCCUCUUUGAUGUAUGCGGUUUGAAAGAGUCAAUUGUAGUUGAUACUGCGGCUGGUGGUGGGGCUUUCGUGGAUGGUGUUUGA